ACAAUACGUAGCCCAAACCGGAAGAGUGUAAACCGGGCUGGUAACUGAUGUACACAUCUAACAUUAGUGUAGAGGACAACGGACCUUGAAUUAUUACUGCUAUGGUAUUAUGUGAAGAGAACCUGUUAUUUUGUCGAUUUCAUUUGUAACCUGCCGAGUAACCGAGUUUUACUCGGUGUUUUAAGAUGUACGUGCUACGUUGGACGCGAGUAAAUUAAUCAUAGCAACUUCACAUCCCAAAGGGACGAGCUGUUUGUCAUCAGUACAAACCUGCUGAACGGGUUCAAACCCACAAUCAAUUCAAAAGAAUAUUAAGCGUCCAGCUGCUGACCAGAAUUUGAGAUAUAGCUGCCAUGAGGCUUGCAGUGGCCCUGCGUGCUGUUGCAUUGGUUUUACUGUUGGGCUUCACCUGGCUUCUAGCCAAUUCUAUGCUAGGAGGGGAUAGUAACUCCUUAAUACGUGGUCUCUUUAGCGGAAAACAAGAAGAGCCUACUCCAGAACCAAGACCACACAAGUACAAGUGUGGUCUGUCAGCUCCAUGUCCCCCCAAACAUAUGGCAUUCAGGCUGACCUCUGGGGCUGCCAAUGUCAUCGGCCCAAAAAUCUGUCUGGAGGAUAAAGUUCUUAUCAGCAGUGCCAAAAACAAUGUUGGCAGAGGACUCAAUAUUGCUUUAGUAAAUGGAGUUAAUGGAGAAGUUUUGGACAUAAGAUCCUUUGAUAUGUGGGCAGGAGAUGUUUCAGAACUGCUAAAGUUUAUUCGUCCACUCCAUGAGGGAACGCUAGUAUUUGUUGCUUCCUUUGAUGACCCAGCUAGCAAGCUUAAUGAUGAAGCACGACGUCUGUUUGAAGAGUUGGGGAGCACAGCAGCAAAGGAGCUAAGUUUUAGGGACAGCUGGGUGUUUGUUGGAGCAAAAGGAAUAGAAAACAAAAGCCCAUUUGAACAGCGAAUGAAGAACAGUAAAAGCAGUAACAAAUAUGAAGGCUGGCCGGAGUCUCUAGAGAUGGAUGGAUGUGUUCCUUUGCGUGCACCUUUGGAAACUUAAGUCCUGCUGGGACUUUGAACUUUAGUACUUUAAUAACAAUGAACAAAGCUCAAAGCACAAAAUGUUUUGAGGAAGUGAAAAGUUCUAAAUUAUUUGGCUACCUAAAUGCUUUACUGAUUUAAAGAGUCAGUGCAGACUUUUUAAUAACUUCUCUACAGAUAAUUGCGGGAUUUAUGAAGCAUUUUUUUAUAAAGGCGAAGGAAGAAAUGGAAACGAAAAAAACUGGAAGUUGCGCCAUUGAAUUCGAUGUACAAAGAAAGAUUUUAAAAAGAGAAAAAAUGCUUGUACAUUACACAUAACAAUAUUUAAAUAGUAUCUUUAGAAUUGUUCUAUAUAUAUAAAUAUAUAUAUAUAUUUAUACAUUAAAAUGCAUUUACAUUCAUAGACGUAGUUAUAUAAAUUGGAGAAUGUGAGACCAGCAAGGAUAGUUACCAAUUUUUUAAAACCAUGCAGUGGUAAGUGUCAUAAACGCAACAUCAUUUAAAUUUUUUACUUUUUCUCUGAAAUAAAAUUAUGUUGGUGUGUUGGUUAGCGGAUUAAAUGACAGUUUUGCUUUUAGUA
Molecule: messenger RNA, 1604 nt
Organism: Paramisgurnus dabryanus
Lineage: Eukaryota; Metazoa; Chordata; Actinopteri; Cypriniformes; Cobitidae
Gene: fam3a
Product: FAM3 metabolism regulating signaling molecule A
Source: RefSeq, a predicted model, not a curated record